Molecule: messenger RNA, 1433 nt
Organism: Naegleria gruberi
Lineage: Eukaryota; Heterolobosea; Eutetramitea; Acrasida; Naegleriidae
Product: G protein, alpha subunit family
Exons: 4
Coding region: 281-1357 (358 amino acids)
Biological process (GO): adenylate cyclase-modulating G protein-coupled receptor signaling pathway
Cellular component (GO): heterotrimeric G-protein complex
Molecular function (GO): G protein-coupled receptor binding; G-protein beta/gamma-subunit complex binding; guanyl nucleotide binding
Source: RefSeq, a predicted model, not a curated record
ACAGAGUACUCUUCUGUUGCUAGUCAGUUAAUAUAGGUGCUUGUUUGGAAAAUUGGUAUCUUUUUCUUUGGACUGCCAUCACAACACAUCGUUUCGAAUAAUUUCUAAUUGUGUUCUUUAUUGGUAUUAAUUGUUUAGAAUUGGAUAGCGACUGAGCAUCUCUCUGAAGUAGCAUCACAACAACAUUACAUCAAAGUAUUAUUAUUAAUACAAUUUUUCAAUACAUCAAAAAAACCUCUCUUUCGAAUAGAAUCAUCAUUCGUCUAUUUUCUUAAUAAUAAUGGGUAAUAUUGUAGUUUCGCCUCAUGAUAAGGAAGGCCAACAUCAUAUGAUGGCUACUCCAACUUCCAACAAUCCUAAUGGAGGAUCAGCAGCCACAGCAAAAAACAAAUCAGAGAUUACAGUUCUUCUUCUGGGAGCUGGUGAAUCAGGAAAAUCAACACUUUUCAAACAAGUACAAUUCUUUCAUGGUGUAGGAAUAACGCACGAUCAGGAGAGAAUUGAAUUAAUAGAAAUUGUCCGAUUAAACGUGUUGGAAAAUGCUAAAAAUCUUGUGGCAGCAACACAACACUUGAAUAUUCCAAUUGAACAACCAGAAAAUAGAGAAACUGCAAAAUUAAUUAUAAAUUCAUUGAAUACAAAUGAUUUGGAAGAUCCUUCUUGGUCUAAACGAUUGUAUUCUCUGUGGAAAGAUGCAGGAAUUCAAAAAGCAUAUGAAAAUAGAGAGAAAUUUCAAUUAUAUGAUUCAACUGAAUAUCUCUUUGAGAAUUUAGAUAGAAUUUGUUCCGAUAAAUAUGUUCCAACAGUUGUGGAUGUGAUCAGAACUCGUACCAAGACCAUUGGAAUAACAGAUAUGAAAUUUGACGUUGGUGAUGGAAAACAGUUACGUUUAGUUGAUGUUGGAGGUCAGAGAAAUGAACGUCGUAAAUGGAUUCACUUUUUCAAUACAGUAGAUGCUGUUGUCUUUUUAACAAGUCUCUCAGAAUUUGAUUUAAAUCUCUACGAAGAUAAUGGCUAUUGGAGAGUGAAGGAAAGUUUACGAGUUUUCAAUGAAGUUGUAAAUAAUGCACUCUUCUACAAGGUACCUUUCGUAUUAUUAUUCAAUAAGAGAGAUUUAUUCGAAAAGAAGAUUGCCACUAAGAGUUUUUCAAAAUACUUUUCAGGAUUUAAUGAAGCAGAGGAGAAGAAUCCAGUGGCAUGUAUCGAAUAUAUGACUAAACUAUUCCUGAAUGAGAUUACUGAACAUCCACUUGAUACAGUUUCUGUGAAAACUUUAUCAGCAAUUGAUCAUGAUAAUUCGAAACAAGUUUUUGAGGAAGUUAAACAAUUUAUCAUGACUCAACAACAUCGGGAAUAAUUAUCUGGAUUAGUUUGACUCAUUUUCGCCAACUCCUCCUUUGUAUAAAGUUAAUAUAAACUAUUCGAAUCUCAAU